Cyphellophora attinorum is the source of this 1242-nucleotide messenger RNA. RefSeq lists its product as uncharacterized. The record is from RefSeq and is a predicted model, not a curated record. Lineage: Eukaryota; Fungi; Ascomycota; Eurotiomycetes; Chaetothyriales; Cyphellophoraceae. The transcript has 5 exons. The coding region runs from base 1 to 1242 and encodes 413 amino acids.
AUGCGCGCCUUACUGAAUAAGACCAACACAGCCAAAGCAGGUAGUGGCGACAGAGAAGGUGGCCUAAGUCGGAAAGCGUGGAACUGGGCGAAGCAAAGUGUUUUGGAUUCAGGGAAGAAUGAAGAAAGCUCGAAGCCACAGGAGGAAAGCGCAUCCGCUCAGACAAUCCGAGUUGGCAAGCACGCUGUAAGAGAUCGCAAAAUGAAGUUCGAAGCGCGAGCACAUCCAUAUGACCAUCAAACUCGGGACGACACCUCGAAAGGCCUCUCUGUCGAAUCUGCUGAUCUACUCGGAAUCGUUCGAAGUGCGACCACCUACGUCACCCGAGAUCUCGGAUUUCAAGGUCAGCUAGGCUCCUACAUCGUUCUCACAUAUGGCGACACCAUGUAUUCCGACAGUAACUACAGCGAUACCUGGCGAGGUAUGACGAGCGAUAGCGCUGCGUUCGCCACUCACGAUCCACUGCUCGUUGUCGACGCUGAUCUCGAUGAGAACGGAUUCCCACGCCAGUUCUGCCCUAUCAACAAGAAACUGGGUGAAGAUGCUGCAGUAUUCUCCCUGGGAAUCACGAACGUAGUCGAGAUCGAACCUGAACACGGUAUCCUGUACUUCCUCCUCAAUCAUCGCCCUGGCGGUAUCAACAACAUCAAAGGAGCCGGUGUCGCCACGAUCAGCCUCGAUACCGAUACUGAGCCUCCCGGAUUGACUGUCAACCGUCUUGGGCAGUACUGGUGGGAUGGCGACACUGAGCCAUGGUACGGGGAUGUCGGAGCUAUUCGCACGAACGGCUACAUCUAUGCCUAUGGUCAUGCUAAGGGCAAUGACUGGGUAUACCUAACUCGUGUCGAUGAUAAGAGAGCCACCGAUCUGUCUGCAUACGAGUACUGGAAUGGCGAGGGCUGGCAAAAAGAGCGUCUGCACACAAGAGAUCUGAGCGAGAAAGAGAGUGUCUUCUGGAAGAUCAACCAGGGUCAGGUCAUCUGGUCGAACUAUCACAAGUGCUAUCUUUUCGUCUACUGCGACAUGUGGUGGAACAGCAAGGUACAAGCUCAGCGCGCUUCUGCACCAGAAGGUCCGUGGUCUGAGCCUUUCGAGUUGUACCAGGGAGUUCCCAUCACGGAGGGCAGUACCUGCUACGCAGCCAUUCCACAUCCUUACUUCGACCACAGUGGAAAGACACUUGUCGUCACAUACACAAAUCACCCCAAUACUAUCCAGGCUGUGAAAGUGACAUUCAGCUAG